AUGAGCUCUUCAACGGUUUUUAUCCACAUUCAACCACCGACACAAACCACACCAGCUGGGACUGUGACAACUGCUCCUGUGCCUGUUUUUGUACAACAAGUGCCAACAUUUUCACCUCUUCAGGAACUACUGAUAUUUUUGAAAAGCCAACCAAAAGCCCUUGGGACUGUCCAGAUAAUGAUUGGUCUGUUUACUCUCCUGUGUGGCAUCGUGUGUGGAGCUAAUUCAGGAUUUUUUUUUGUCCAUACAUUUACUCCUUACUGGGGAUCUGUCAUUUACAUUAUUGCAGGUUCACUCUGCAUUGCUGCAGAAAACAAAUGUAAUUCAUCCUCCAGUUUGUGUUUGUUAAAAGGUUCUCUUGGAAUGAACAUUUUCAGUGCUUUAGCUGCAAGCACUGCCAUUAUUACUCUUCAAUGGAUUUGGAUCAAGGGAAUCAAUGUUGCAUUGCUUCCAUUUACCAUCCUUGAGUUCAUCAUCUCCAUUUUUCUGUCAGCAUUUGCCUGUAAAGCCACCAGCUGCUGCAGCUGUUGUCCUCCAGUGAUAACUGUGGUCAGCAGCCCUUCCAUGCCUCACAAUCCUGCAGAAAUUCCCCCACAAAGCAAUGAAUAG
This is a messenger RNA of Labeo rohita (rohu), 609 nucleotides long. RefSeq names its product membrane-spanning 4-domains subfamily A member 15-like. The record is from RefSeq and is a predicted model, not a curated record. The transcript is spliced from 6 exons. Lineage: Eukaryota; Metazoa; Chordata; Actinopteri; Cypriniformes; Cyprinidae. The coding region runs from base 1 to 609 and encodes 202 amino acids. Gene Ontology annotation, cellular component: membrane.